Nelumbo nucifera (sacred lotus) is the source of this 417-nucleotide messenger RNA. Its product is annotated as rust resistance kinase Lr10-like. Gene Ontology annotation, molecular function: protein kinase activity; ATP binding. The record is from RefSeq and is a predicted model, not a curated record. NCBI's taxonomy places the organism in Eukaryota, Viridiplantae, Streptophyta, Magnoliopsida, Proteales, Nelumbonaceae. Gene Ontology annotation, biological process: protein phosphorylation.
AUGACAACUGCAAGAGGGACCAUGGGCUACAUUGCACCAGAAGUAUUUUCUAGGAACUUUGGGAAUGUCUCUUAUAAAUCAGAUGUCUAUAGUUAUGGAAUGCUGCUGCUUGAAAUGAUUGGAGGGAGGAAGAACAUUGACACAGGAGUAGAGAAGACCAGCCAAGUAUACUUCCCUGAAUGGAUUUACAAUAGACUCAAUCAAGGGGAGGAAUUGGAAAUCCAGGAGGCUGAGGAUGGAGAUGCUAGGAUAGCAAAGAAAUUAACUAUUGUAGCACUUUGGUGCAUUCAAUGGUACCCAGUGGAUCGUCCCUCAAUGAGGACUGUGGUUCAAAUGUUGGAGGGAGACUUAGAAAGCUUAUCCAUGCCACCCAAUCCAUUGGCUUCCACAACUUCAUUCAAUGCUAGCUUUGUCUAA